AUGACAACAGACAGCAUUAAUUGUGAACGUAUUUGCAAUAUUGAAAAGGUACCUCGUGAAUUUUUUUGUCCAAUAUGUUCAUGUCUUUUGUGGAAACCACAUUCUUGUGGAUUUUGCCAGAAUUUAUUCUGCGAUGCUUGCAUUACCAAGUGGCGCCAAGAAAAUACAAAAUGCCCAUAUGGAUGUGAAACAUACGAAGAUAAACGUUGUUCACCAGCUGUUCGAUGUCUUUUGUCCAAUAUAUUGAUUCGAUGUCAAAGUUUCCAAUUUGGUUGUACUGCCGUACUUACUUAUGACACUUUAGAAGCACAUCAAACCGGCCAGUGCAUGUAUCCUUCUACUCUAUGUCGGUAUUGUGAGAGACUCAUGUUAGUGACUGAAAUUGAAGUUCAUGAAAGACAAUGUGGCCAGCAGCUUGGGUAUUGUCCGUCAUGUAAUGGUUUGAUUGUUAGGUGUUUAUUACAACAACAUCGAAUCGAAUGUGCGUUAAUGACCAUGCAACGCAAUCUUCAAAUCAUCAAUCAACUUCAGAAUCAGCCACAGCCUACCUAUACGUUUGAACCGAAUUAUCUAAUGCAAUACAAUUCAAUUCCACUGGAAAACAUUUUUCAUGUCACAACUGAACAGCAAACAAUUCAAGAGCAUUAUCGUACUUUAGUGUGGUGGCGUCGUUUAUGGGCUCUAUUUCAGCCAAAUUUUCGUCUUUGGAUGACAGCAGAACCAAUUGAGAAAUUUCCUAUCGGACUUUUUCAAAAGUCAUAUAAAGUAGUAAUAGAACCUCCAUCAACUCUUAAAUUAAAUCUUCGUUCAAUAUUUAUUUAUAUAAAUUUACAAACAUUUACUGAAUCUGAUCAUCCAGCAUACCCUUAAUUUGUUUUAUCAUUAAUUGAUGAUAUUCUUGAACAAAUUCCACCUAAAAAGAAAAAUCUUAAUAUUAUAAAACAAACAGUUAAACAAAUCUUAACACCAUUAGAAAUUAUUCUUAUUGAAGAAAUUCAACGACUUAACUUACUUACAUCAAUUAUGUGUAAACAAAUAAAUAUCUUUAUUAUGGACAAAUACCAUUAUUAUGGAGACCAUUUAUACUACAAACAAAAAAUCACUUAG
Rotaria sp. Silwood2 is the source of this 1107-nucleotide messenger RNA. NCBI's taxonomy places the organism in Eukaryota, Metazoa, Rotifera, Eurotatoria, Philodinida, Philodinidae. The record is from the annotation of a GenBank genome assembly.